ACCUCCCUCCCCCCUCUUUGUAUAUAUAUGCAUACACACGAUAGAACUCAAUGAGUCAUAACUAUACUUCUCAAAAUCACGCUUGGUGAACUUUUGAGCAAAAAUUAAGGCGUAGCAGCAUGGAAAAUGAUACUAAUAGCGAUGAGCAGACAGAUGGAUCGGUGAGAGUACCUAUGCCUGGCGAUGGUCCAAACGCAUCAACUGCUUCAAACGCCGUCGCUUCUGAACUGUUUCUACGUGAACCCUAUGAAGGACCAGCAAAAAAUGACUACUUUAUUACGGGUCGCCUCCUUUAUAAAGCUGCAAGAAAUGGAAAAUGGAAAGACGUUCAGGGCAUCUGUAAUGGGAAUGAAGGCCGCCGCGCUUUUAUUACUGCUGGACAUGAAACAGCACUUCACAUCUCUGCUUUAGCAGGCAAUGUUGAGUUUGUCGAAGAGCUACUUAAAGAUUUGAUACCAGAGGACCUGCAAAUUAUAAAUAAGAAAGGUAAUACUGCCCUCGUUCUAGCUGCAGCCAACGGGAACGUCGAGAUAGCCGAAAAGUUGAUCGAUAAGAGUCCUGGACUACAGGAUUUUAUAGGAACAGGGAGUGAUGGUACUGCUGCAUCUUUACCGGUCAUGAUGGCAGCCAGAUUAGGAAAUGGAAGAAUGGUAGAGGCACUACGUGGGAGAACCCAGUUGACAAAUGAGCUAAAAGGAGAGUUAAUGAAGGAAUGUAUUGACUCCGACUUGUUUGGUAAGUUCACACACCCAGAUAGUGCCCGGAAGAUUUUAGGAGAGCAUAAACGACUAGCUGUUUCCGACCCAAGCAUACUUGAAAAGCUGGCUACAAAGCCUAUGGCAGAGGCAACCGAAAAGAGAAUAUAGGAAACCUUCUUUUGUUGGGGCAGGAAGCAAGAGGAUUCACGGCAUAUUCAAGCACUAGAACUGCUAAAAGACAUACUGAAACUUGUUUUCACGGAGAAUGAUUUCAAUAUUCAAAGCGUAGUUUCAAUAGCGGGACGGCUUUUAUUUGAUGCAGCUGAACAAGGCAACUUCCAUUUUGUCAAGUGGUUGAUUUACUAUUACCCUGAAAUUGUAUGGAAGAUGGACACCGAUCAUCUGAGCAUGUUCCAUGUUGCUGUUAAGUUUCGCCAUGAAAGAAUCUUCAGUUUACUUUACAACAUGGAUGAAGUCAGGAAGUUAGUCACUACUUAUCAAGAGAAAGAUACUAAUAACAAUAUGCUUCAUUUAGCAGCGACCUUAGCACCAAAGGAUAAGCUCGAUUCCGUAAUUGGAGCAGCUUUUCAAAUGCAGCGAGCAAUAUGUUGGUACAAGGCAGUGGAAAAAAUAGUUCCGCCUGCAUAUAGAAACAUGCCAAAUGAGACGGUUGACGACGAGACAGAUGACGCCCCAAAGAGGCCCGCGGAUAUCUUCGAUAAACAGCACGAAAAGUUAUUAGAAGACGGUGAGAAGUGGAUGAAGAAUACUGCGAAAUCUUGCAUGGUGGUUGCAGCUCUCACCGCCACUGUGAUGUUUUCAUCUGCCUUCACAGUACCUGGGGAUUACGAUAAUACAGGGCAUCCCCAUUUGUUAAACAGGGCAAGUUACGACUUCUUAACCGUAACAGAAGUCAUUGGAAUGCUCUCCUCCUCGACCUCAAUCCUAAUGUUCUUAUCUAUCCUCACAUCACAUUUCAACAAAUAUGAAUUUCAGAAAUCUUUACCCUGCAAAUUGAUGAUUGGACUUGUGGCAUUGUUCGUCUCAAUAGCGUCCAUGGUCAUAGCCUUUUGCGCUGCAAUCUACCUGUCGUAUGGCCAUGCAUGGAUUGUUUUGGCUACUCCUUUCGUUAGCUUGUGCACCAACAUUGGUUUUAUGUCUGAGGUUCCGCCUUUUGUUUGAUAUAAUCGGUUCAACUUGGGUCACGAGUUCCAUGUUCAAAUCAACCAGACACUCGGACUACUAAAUCGGCGCAGCACAGUCAAUGUCACCGCGCCCCCUUCUGGAGAUCUUUAUGAAUUUUAUCUACGAUUAACAAUUGCAGACGAUCCAUUUGUAUGGUUGCAAUACUUUAUGCUCCCCCGUAACAAUUUCUAUGAUGCCUAUUUUUAUUUAUUUAUUGAAGUCUGUAAUAUCUAUGGAGCUGCCUAGUGUGUAAUAUUUUUCUUUUUAAAGAUUUGUGUGAUGUUUCUAUCUAUACAUGGAGUUGUGUAUGCUGAAUAAUCUGGUUUCGCUAUAUAUAUUUCCACCUAA
Messenger RNA from Daucus carota subsp. sativus, 2231 nucleotides. RefSeq lists its product as uncharacterized. The record is from RefSeq and is a predicted model, not a curated record. Gene Ontology annotation, molecular function: protein binding. Lineage: Eukaryota; Viridiplantae; Streptophyta; Magnoliopsida; Apiales; Apiaceae. Bases 1086 to 1880 code for a protein of 264 amino acids. The transcript has 6 exons. Gene Ontology annotation, cellular component: membrane.